This is a messenger RNA of Symbiodinium sp. CCMP2456, 2586 nucleotides long. NCBI's taxonomy places the organism in Eukaryota, Dinophyceae, Suessiales, Symbiodiniaceae. The record is from the annotation of a GenBank genome assembly.
AUGGCAGAGGAAGGGCGAUCGCAGCUUCCCGAAGAUGAUGGCGUCGUGGAGCCUUCCACAGAGGAAGCUCCAGCUGAGCCGCCCAAGGCCGAAGCGGAGGCUGCUGGCUCCAUGUCCCAGUCCUUGGACACACCGUUGAAAGGCCUCGAAGAGGUCGAUGACCUCAAGGUCAUCCACCGGGACUUUCCGGAUGGCUCCGGAAGUUUCACUGUUCUUCACCAUCAACAUCUCUCGAAAAGCAUGAUGAGUGGUAGCUUCACUUCCACUGCUUCUAACGGCGGCGUCACCCAGUACCGGGGAUGCUUUCAGGGAGACCCUCAUCACGAGGGGCCCGUCCCCAAGGGUCUCGGGGUGAGGAUCAAUCCUGAUGGGUCUUCCUACACAGGUGAGUGGAAGGACGGCCAACCUCACGGCCAUGGUGAAUGGAAGGCAGCCGAGCCCUCUUGUGAAAGCUAUGUCGGAGACUGGAAGCGCGGCAAGAAGCACGGCUUUGGCAUCAUCAAGCUGGCAAAUGGAGACUCGUACGAGGGCGACUGGGCAGAUGGUAAAUUUCAGGACAGAGGCAAGUAUGUCUAUGCAAACGGCGAUGAGUUCAUGGGAUUGUGGGACAAGGGUGUGAAGUUGAGCGGGACUUUCUACUACAAGGAUGGACGCAUUAGCACGAGGAAAUGGGAGAACGGUGCCUGGCUGUAUGAAAAGGGCCGACGGGACAGUCCAAAGCAGAGCAUUCGGCUGCCUUUCGUUGCGCAGGCAGGGGCUUGCCGCCGAUGGAGCAUUUUCCCCAUCUUUUACUUUGACGUCAUGUCGUUCGUUCGAAGACUAACCGAAACCCGACAGUCACCUCGGCUCGAAAGUUUACUGGGAUUCAGGAUUCGGCAGUGGGUGCAGGAGGAUCCCAGCUGGCUCGCUGUGUGGGCCAUGGCGUCUGUGGGGAAGACCCCCAGCGAAGAACGCAGAGCAUCCACAGAGCAUCCAGUGGUGAGUGAGCCGAAGGAGUGGGCCGGCGCAGAUGACUCAGACGAUGACAAACCUAUCGAGAAGCAUGCAAGCAGAUCCUUUGAAGCCCGGGAAAAGCGGCUAACCGUCGCCGCGGUGAAUCUCCAGAGCGACAAGAUCCUUGGUGACCAGGAGGUUACUGUGGUUGACCAGCAGAAAGAGUGGAAGGAUGGUGAGGAGUCCGAUGAAGAGGCAUCGCCCGACAGGGUCGCAAAGCGUGCCUCGCAGUCCUUCCAGAAGCGGGAGAGCCGCUUGGCCCAGGGCGCUGUCAUCCGCCGCAGCUUCUGCGAGAGCGAGGCCAGCCAUGUCGUGUCCUUCGAGCAAAGCGGAAGCGUGCGUCAGGCGGCACCAGCCGGUGACAGUGGUUCAGUGCCGCCUGCUACCUUCGCAGUGGUCCGCACCACUGCGCAGAUCGAUUCAGCAAAGCACAGAGAAUUUGUGACCAUCUUCCAGGUCGCCGACGUUGAGAUGACCCUCACGAACAGCGUCAUUGCGCCACUGCCCGCCGGGAUGGCCCUGGAUGCUGCAAAGGUGGCUUUUGAAAACUUCGGUGAGGUUUCCCGUGUUCAGCGCCUGGAGAAGUUCGACAACUUUGUCCAGGUCGUCUUCUACGAUGUUCGUUCGGCCGAUCGAGCAGUGAAGGCUUUCGGUGCGGCCGGCUGCAUCUCAGGACCUCAGGUCGGUGAUCGCACGGUCAUGCUGGCAGGGGAUGACCAGCUUUCAACAAAGGACUUCCAGAACAUCUCGGAGGUUUGCAAGAGCCAGGAUGGCACGUUCUUUUUGGAGUUCUACGAUGUGCGCGAUGCCACGCGAUACCGGACAGCAAAGGAGGCUUCUGAGAUCGAGUUGCCACCGGGUCUGCUAAAAGCUGGCCCAGCCAAGGAAUCGCCACAAGUGUUGCCGCCACCCGGACUCGCGAAGGUGGCCGCCGCAGCGCCAGCAGCGCGCACGCCGGCCGGUGAGUGGCAGGUGGUGAUCCACAACUUGCCAGUGAAGAUUCUGACGAAGGUGAUGAUGGAAGUGGUCUUCCAGCAAGCUGGCUUCGAUGGAUACCUAAAGGAGUUCACCAUUCAAGCUGGCAAAGCCGGGGAGGUUGUGGCCAAGUUUGCCGACCAGCUGGCAGCACAGAGGUGUGUCGCGCAUUUCUCUGGGUGCCAGUGGGACAACAAGUCCGGUGCCGUUGUCACUGCUGAGCUCGUCCCUCCAAGGGAGACAAAGCCAAGCAAGCAUCUGAAGAAGAAAGCUCUUGCCUCGGCCUCCAACGCUUCCGGACCCUGGGCUUUCAGAGCGUGCAAAUCUGAAAAGAUGUCUGCGGAAGCCCCUGCCUUUCAACCGAGCUCCGUGGCACCCUAUGAGUUCUCUGCCGAGGCUCCUAUUUUCAUGCCGCUCUUGGGCUACAUGCCGAAGGUUGAAGAAGAACAAGCAGUCUCCGGAAACACCCGCACCCGAAAUACGACCAAGCUUGCCUUUGGUUCAGACACCAGCACAGAAGUGGGCGAUUCCGAGGACGAGGACAAGGCAAGCCCUGCUCGGGUGAAACGCAUCCCGCCGCAACAGGCCGGUGCUUCUGUCCGAAUGGCAUGCGGCUGA